This is a messenger RNA of Culex quinquefasciatus (southern house mosquito), 1614 nucleotides long. Its product is annotated as carboxypeptidase Q. Gene Ontology annotation, biological process: proteolysis; peptide catabolic process. Lineage: Eukaryota; Metazoa; Arthropoda; Insecta; Diptera; Culicidae. Gene Ontology annotation, molecular function: metallodipeptidase activity. Bases 144 to 1595 code for a protein of 483 amino acids. The record is from RefSeq and is a predicted model, not a curated record. The transcript is spliced from 2 exons.
UCAUUCUUAUUCCAACCAACACUCGAGUCGUAGAAAGUGCUUUGAUAACAAAUACACCAAAACGAGAGGUCAGCGUCGGGAUCGUACACAGCGCAAAAAGGGGUUAAACCCAAUCAGAUCUCAGUUGAGCGCCUGCUGCAGCCAUGGGAACACGUCCGAACUCUGUUUUGCUGCUACUAGUGCUGAUCGUCAGCAUCCUGCUCGGAACCGACGCCGGGGUGCUGGACAACCGCAUCGAUCAGUGCAACCUGCCGGACGCUUUGGUGCAGGAGAUUCGCGGCUACCAGCCGAUCGUGAACAAAAUCGUUCAGCGGAUCGUGGGCGGCGAGUUUGCUGGCAAGACAUGGGAGAGCUUGGCGGAGUUGGUUGAUACGUUCGGGGCGAGGCUGGCGGGGACUGAUCAGCUGGAGCGGACGAUCGACUGGGUGGUGGAGCGGAUGGGACGGGACGGGUUGGAGAAUGUGCACACGGAGGAGGCGAGUGUGCCGCACUGGGUGAGGGGGUUCGAGAGUGCUCAGCUGGUGGCUCCGUUCAAGAAGAACUUGGCGAUGUUGGGGUUGGGCACGUCGGUUGGAACUCCGCGGGGUGGGAUAAUUGCGGACGUGAUCGCCGUGGAGUCGUUUAAGGAGUUUGAGGGGUUGAGUCCGGUGGAUGUUAAGGGUAAGAUUGUGGUGUUUGUGCCGAAGUGGGAGAGUUAUGGGAAGACGGUGGUGUACAGGAGUAAGGGGGCAUCGGUUGCGGCGAAGAAGGGAGCGGUUGCGACGUUGAUCCGGUCGGUGACGCCGUUUUCGAUUGGGUCGCCGCAUACGGGUGGGCAGGAUUACGAGGAAGGAGUACGGAAGAUCCCGUCGGCUUGUAUUACGGUUGAGGAUGCCGAGAUGAUCUUGCGCAAGUACCGGCGGGGUGAAACGCUGACGAUUCAUCUGGAGAUGGAGGAUCGCAACUUGGAGCCGUUCAUGUCGAGAAAUACGAUCGCGGAGUUGGUGGGGACGACCUACACGAACUACUCGGUGGUGAUCGUGUCCGGUCAUUUGGACAGCUGGGACGUUGGGGUGGGAGCGAUGGACGACGGUGGUGGAGCGUUGAUCUCGUGGAAGGCGUUGACCUAUUUGAAGGCAAUGGGACUACGACCGCGUCGGACGAUUCGAGCGAUCCUGUGGACGGGGGAGGAGUUGGGCCUGUGGGGUGGUCGUGCCUACAAGGAAGCGCACAAGGCGGAGGAAAAGAAGGAGUUUAACUUUUUUUUCGAGUCGGACAUCGGGACGUUCGAGCCGCGGGGGUUGGACUUUUCCGGCAACAAGGACGCGGAGUGUAUCAUGCGGGAGAUUGUGAAACUGAUGGGUGCAUUGAACGCCACGGAGUUUGAGACUCCGACUGAUGGAGGGCCGGACAUAAGCCACUGGACUACGAGAGGAUUCCCCGGGGCGUCGCUGCUGAACAAGAACGAGAAGUACUUCUGGUUUCAUCACUCCGCCGGGGACAGCAUGGCCGUCGAGGAUCCAAAAAAUCUGGACAAGUGUGCGGCGCUGUGGGCCGCGGCGGCCUACGUGGUAGCCGAUUUGAGCGUUUCGAUUCCGAAAGAUGUUACGGAUUAAUAAAAAGGCUUUCACAUUA